Messenger RNA from Penicillium alfredii, 1215 nucleotides. Its product is annotated as rRNA-processing protein LAS1. Gene Ontology annotation, molecular function: endonuclease activity. Lineage: Eukaryota; Fungi; Ascomycota; Eurotiomycetes; Eurotiales; Aspergillaceae. Gene Ontology annotation, biological process: maturation of 5.8S rRNA; maturation of LSU-rRNA. Bases 1 to 1215 code for a protein of 404 amino acids. Gene Ontology annotation, cellular component: Las1 complex; preribosome, large subunit precursor. The record is from RefSeq and is a predicted model, not a curated record. The transcript is spliced from 4 exons.
AUGGCCAAGGUUAUUUUCACCGCGUGGAAGAGCAAGGCUCAAUUACUCGAUGUGCGGACCGAGUUCUAUCCGUCUCCUUCUUACGAUGGGCCCGACCUGCGUUCCCAUGCGUGUGCUAUGGUUGAGGCCUGGAAAUUGCGUGGCAAUGUCCCGCACCACGUCGAAGCCACGGCCCUGUUGACGGAUGCCAUUCUCCACGACGAUGCGCAGACCAACUCGAUAUUUUCGAUUCGGGCGACCUACUCAGCUGCUUUCUGUCGAUUCGUCACCGGCCUCGUAGACACCAAGAUCCCCGGCCAGCGCAAAACAAUGUUCCAGCGCGCUGUGGACCUAGGUCUCCCAGCUUCUUUCGUCGAGCUGCGCCACGAAGCAACGCACCGCGAGCCGCCGUCGCUGGUCGUGCUACGAAAGGCUGCGCAGCGCUCGCUUGAGUGGCUGUGGGACAAUUACUGGGCUGACAUCAAUGACUUGGGCGACAUGCCUUCUGCCACGCGUAGUCAUAGCCACGAUGAUGUUGACCAUGACAGCACAUCUCUCGAAGCGGCCCUGUGUGACCUGCUGCGCCCGUUCUCGACGGGCAAGACCUCGGCUGAGCCGGUCCGGAAGAAGCGAAAACGGGACCAGGAGCUGGCGCUUGCGAGCCAGUUGGUUUCUAUUUGCGCGGCUGAGAAGGACGCUGUGCGGGUGUUGGCUGGUGUUUUGCUGGGGCGGUCGGUGGUUAUCCCCUCGGAUCGGAAACUUGGAGACUCGAUGAAUGACACCUUCGACAAAUGGGAUCCUGUGUUGCAGACGGUCACCGAAGACCAUCCUUCAUUUCUAAGGUACUUGGCCGAGGACUUGGUGAACCAUUUGGCCUUCUACAACGCCAAUCAUGACAAAGAGAACCCCUUCUCCGAGGCCCUCUUCCUAUGGCUGGUCCAUCUCUUGACUUCGCCGGCCUGGAAGCAUCAUAGACACCUGUGUCCCUCCAGCUAUCUUUUGCGGGUCUGCAAGGAACAACCACAAUACUGGACGAAGAUGCUGGGUAACCGACUACAGGAGGAAAAUGACAUUGCCAACCCAGCAUCCAGUAUUCCCUCGAUUGCUCUAAACCAGUCUUCAACGGGGACGACCUCCGACACCGCUUUUGCAUCCUCAGACACCUUACGCGCGCACGGAUGGGGCAUGUUGGAGAAAUGGGACAGCCGACCUCUGGGCAUAGUGUCCAGCCGGUAG